AUGGCGUCAAAUAGCUCAACGUACUCCAAAAAGGCUGUGCACUUCGGUGCCGGUAACAUUGGUCGCGGCUUUGUUGCUUGCUUCCUCCACAACUCGGGCUACGAGGUCGUCUUUGCCGAUGUCAACGACGACAUCAUCAACCAGCUCAACGACAACAAGUCCUACAACGUCUACGAGGUCGGCUCGGACGGCACCUCCGAGAGCACCAUCACCAACUACCGCGCCAUCAACUCCAAGACACACGAGGCUGAGUUAAUAGAAGAGAUUGCGUCCGCCGACCUCGUCACCUGCUCGGUCGGCCCCAACAUCCUGCGCUUCAUCGCGCCCGUCAUCGCCAAGGGUCUGGAGCAGCGCGAUGUCGAGGCCCACCCCACGCCCAUGGCCGUCAUUGCCUGCGAGAACGCCAUUGGCGCCACCGACACCCUGGCCGACUUCAUCCGGAAAGCCACCCCCGAGGAGCGCCUGGCCGACCACGACACCCGUGCCCGCUACGCCAACUCCGCCAUUGACCGCAUCGUGCCCGCCCAGGACGCCGAUGCCGGGCUGAGCGUCAAGCUCGAGAAGUUCUUUGAGUGGAUUGUCGAGCGCCAGCCGUUUGCGCCCCGCGAACCGCCUGCCAUCAAGGGCGUCCAGUGGGUCGACAACCUCGAGCCCUACAUUGAGCGCAAGCUGUACACGGUCAACACGGGCCACGCCACCGCCGCCUACCACGGCUACAACCGUAAGAAGCGCACUGUCCACGACGCCCUGCAGGACCGCCACAUCCACCACCACGUGCACCGCGCGCUGGAGGAGACGGCCAACCUCAUCACCGAGAAGCACGGCAUUGACCGCGACGUCCAAGAGGCCUACGUCCGCAAGAUCGUCUCGCGCAUCAGCAACCCCCACCUCGAGGACGCCGUCGAGCGCGUCGGCCGCGCGCCCCUGCGCAAGCUGUCGCGCAAGGAGCGCUUCAUCGGCCCCGCCGCCGAGCUGGCCAGCAAGGGCGAGCGCUGCACGUACCUGCUCGAGGCUGCCGAGAUGGCGUUCCGCUUCCAGAACGUCGAGGGCGACGACGAGUCCUUUGAGCUCGGCAAGAUCAUGGCCGCGGAGAAGCCCGAGGCGGUCGUCCGCACCGUGUGCGGCCUGACUGAGAGCGAGGCGCUGUUCCCCAUGGUCGUCGAUGUUGUCAAGCGCGUCCAGGCCGACUCCAUGGACGAGUAA
Sporothrix brasiliensis 5110 is the source of this 1203-nucleotide messenger RNA. RefSeq names its product mannitol-1-phosphate 5-dehydrogenase. Gene Ontology annotation, cellular component: cytosol. The transcript has a single exon. The record is from RefSeq and is a predicted model, not a curated record. The coding region runs from base 1 to 1203 and encodes 400 amino acids. Gene Ontology annotation, molecular function: mannitol-1-phosphate 5-dehydrogenase activity. Lineage: Eukaryota; Fungi; Ascomycota; Sordariomycetes; Ophiostomatales; Ophiostomataceae. Gene Ontology annotation, biological process: mannitol catabolic process.